Messenger RNA from Clarias gariepinus (North African catfish), 1719 nucleotides. RefSeq lists its product as uncharacterized. Bases 268 to 954 code for a protein of 228 amino acids. The transcript is spliced from 7 exons. NCBI's taxonomy places the organism in Eukaryota, Metazoa, Chordata, Actinopteri, Siluriformes, Clariidae. Gene Ontology annotation, molecular function: DNA binding. The record is from RefSeq and is a predicted model, not a curated record.
CUUCCUUCCCGCGUGGGCCUCGUCUAUUGGCCGCGCGUGCCUGCGCGCGCGCCGACGCAGGUGCCCAAACCGAAACUUUCGCCUUAUGCAAAUAUUAACGACUUGUUUAAGAGAGAGCGCGCGCGCCGCCGACACGACACGACACAACACAACAGAAGAGGUUCACGCGAACUUCGCAGUUCCGAAGCGCGCGUGCGUCGCAUCCAUGGUUAGAAAGCUUACGACAUAAUCUGUCUGUGCGCUCGCGCCGUCACUGCAGGUCACGUGAUGCCGCAGGUGACGGGGCCGGUGCUGGUGCAGCUCGCGCUGCUCCUGUGCGCUCUGCCUGUGCAGUAUCUCAUAACGGAGUGGAGCAGCGGGACCGCCGCACAGCGCAAACUGGCAACUCAGGGGGUUCUUGAUGCAUGGAACGGCAUGAGGAAGUCCUAUCUAAAUGUGACAGUCUGGGUAGACUGGAUCAAUUCCUGGAUGCCCAAACUUCCGCUGCUGGGAGCAGAGGAGGAGCUGGAGAUGCUGCAUGAAGAUAUAAUGCCACUGGAGUUCCUGAUGCAUAGUAAUGAGCACGGCUACUUCGGAGCUUCAGAGGUGCCACGCAGCCCCAGGCCAGGGUAUGUGCUGCACCGUGUUGGGGAGGUCGUCAUUGAGACCCAGAAUCACAUGGUGGGGGUAAUAGUGGGCUGGGAUGAAGGACUCCGUGCUCCCCCAGAGUGGUUAAGAAGGAAGAAAUACACCGAUGCAGAGGUGAAAAAAUUAGAGGACACCCCACACUACAAAAUCUUGUUCCGUGGACCUGAUCCGUCCUCUCUGAUGAUUGGAUACCUCCCCCAGAAUGUACUCCAGCUCUUUGAGGGAUACAGGCCAGAAAUCCCCACACUGGAUCAUUAUUUCUCUCACUUUGAUGGGAAAAGAUUUGUGAUGCUCGACUGGCUGCAAGAGCUCUACCCUGAAGACUGAGAGAGAGAGAGAGAGAGAGAGAGAGGACACACCAGAACAUCGGAUCACACCAGCACUCUGAUGUACUGUAAAGGUGUGGACGUCUCUCUGUUGUGAUAUUAGCACUUGUCACUUUCUGCGCAGCUCUCCUCACAGUCGUGUCUCGGAGUCUCCCGGCGAAGUGCGGAUGUGAUUCAGGCUGUUAGCACGAUUCAGAGCUUUUCCAGUUAUGACUGCAGAUUCAGGGAUGAUUAUUAACACAAAUGAAUAAAUUACUGUUAUGUGAAUGAAUCAGGUGAAUGACUGGCACAGAGCCGGACAUUUUAUUUUUUUCUAUUAUUUAAUUGCCUGUGUUGAUUAAAAAUACACUGGGGUUUUCAUGAAUGUAACGCAAGACUGUUUAAAGAGUCCUCAGUAUUGUGCAAUGGAUUUUAAACAUGCCUGUAAACAGUGUUCUCAAGUAAAUGUCAACUAGAAGUGAAACUGUAAUUAAAGCCACUUAUCUUUUUUAAAAAAAUGAUUUGCUUAUGUAUGGCUCAUGUUACAGCUGCUCGGCGUGGAUGGAAUUUGCAUUAUUAAGAUGGAGAGGGUUUAGUAUAUAAACUUUUGAAUUAAAUAGAUGGUGAGCACCGUGUGGACAGUUUGUAUUAUUGAAAAAAGAAAGGAUAAAGUAGGACAGGAUGAACUAGCCUUGAAUCUGUAGGCAGCAGAGCUCAGUAUCGUUUCUACUCUUAAAUUCAACAACGCCUUAUGAAAUUCAGGGCAGAUUGCGUUUUUUUUUUUUUU